Molecule: messenger RNA, 1789 nt
Organism: Solea solea (common sole)
Lineage: Eukaryota; Metazoa; Chordata; Actinopteri; Pleuronectiformes; Soleidae
Gene: gmpr
Product: guanosine monophosphate reductase
Exons: 9
Coding region: 345-1382 (345 amino acids)
Biological process (GO): nucleotide metabolic process
Cellular component (GO): GMP reductase complex
Molecular function (GO): GMP reductase activity
Source: RefSeq, a predicted model, not a curated record
CUCCCUGCCAAGCUUGGCCACUGCUGCUCCUGCCACUCUGCUGAAGGAGAGGGGGGGAGACAGAACGCUGGAGGAGUGGUGGAGGGAGAAAGAGAGACAGAGAAAGCCAGAGGGAGAGAGAGAGAGAGGAGUCCAGGCCCAAAUAAAGCCAUGGGGGCCGGGGCUGGGCUGGGCCCCCUUUUGCUAUAAAUACGCUGGCCGUCUGGAGGUUCGGGUUUGGUGGCCGGGGCUUGGGAUCAGCGUCCACCACUGCUGCUGCUGCUGCUACUCUGCUCAGGGGAGUCUCAUCAUCAUCAUCAUCCUCCUCUUCCUCCUCCUGGUCAUCGGCGUUUUGGGCAUCCAAGAUGCCACGAGUGGAUGCAGACCUCAAGCUGGACUUUAAGGAUGUCCUCUUCAGACCCAAGAGGAGCAGCCUGAAAAGUCGCUCAGAGGUUGACCUUCAGAGGACCUUCACAUUCCGCAACUCCAAACAGACCUACACUGGCAUCCCCAUCAUCGCCGCUAACAUGGACACAACAGGGACGUUUGAGAUGGCGCAGGUCCUCAGCAAACACACACUCUUCACAGCCAUUCACAAACACUACUCUGUAGAAGAAUGGAAGAACUUUGCUGCCAACCAUCCAGAAUGCUUAGAGCAUGUAGCUGCCAGCUCAGGCAGUGGCGUCGCAGACCUGGAGAAGCUGUGUGGCAUCCUGGAGGCCGUUCCUGCCCUCAAGUACAUCUGUCUGGACGUGGCCAACGGCUACUCCGAGUACUUUGUGGAGUUUGUGAAGACUGUGAGAGAAAAGUUCCCCAAACACACCAUCAUGGCUGGUAACGUGGUCACGGGGGAGAUGGUGGAGGAGCUCAUCUUGUCAGGUGCUGACAUCAUCAAAGUGGGCAUUGGGCCAGGUUCCGUGUGCACGACAAGGAUCAAGACAGGCGUGGGUUACCCACAACUCAGUGCUGUGAUAGAGUGUGCAGACUCAGCGCACGGACUUAAAGGACACAUUAUCUCUGAUGGGGGCUGCAGUUGUCCAGGAGAUGUAGCCAAGGCCUUUGGUGCUGGGGCCGACUUUGUCAUGAUGGGGGGAAUGCUCGCAGGCCACGACCAGUGCACCGGUGAGCUCAUCGAGAAGAACGGCAAGAAGUACAAGCUCUUCUACGGCAUGAGCUCUGACACGGCCAUGAAGAAGUAUGUGGGUGGAGUCGCCGAGUACAGGGCGUCUGAGGGAAGAACGGUGGAGGUUCCCUACAGAGGAGACGUGGAGAACACCAUCCGUGACGUGCUCGGCGGUCUACGCUCCACCUGCACCUACGUGGGAGCCGCCAAGCUGAAGGAGCUGAGCCGGCGGACCACCUUCAUCCGCGUCACACAGCAGUCCAGCCACAUGUUCACAUAGACAACGCUCGCGUCACACACUCACCCAACCUGUCCAGGGCGUCUCCUGCAGGUUGAGAUUAAAAAUAAUAAUAAUAAUAAGAUAAAAAACAAACAAACACCACAAGUUUGACUUGAAACAUUCUCUCAUCUCCAGUACAACAUAGUCCACUGAAGCAUGUGCACUUCACAGCUAAUGUUUGUGGAAACACUCAGCGUACAGCAUGUGCUGUAUUUCUACUCUGUCUACAAGUAUAUGAGGGAUUUGAGCCACGGGAAAGACAAUGCAUGUAAACACACUCUGACACUUGCUGCCUGUUUGGAAUGAACUGUCAAAAACGAUUAUGCAAGAUCCAAAAAAAGGGUUGCCCUUUAUCUAAUUGUGGUGUUGCAAUAAACUGCAUGCAGAAUCUUCUGCUCUUUUCUCCA